GCUGGAAUGGGUGGAAAUCAUAGAGCCUCGAACGCGGGAGCGCAUGUACGCCAACCUCAUCACGGGGGAGUGCGUGUGGGACCCACCUGCUGGGGUCCGGAUCAAGCGCACCAACGAGAACCAGUGGUGGGAGCUCUUCGACCCCAACACCUCCCGCUUCUACUACUACAAUGCCACCACGCAGCGGACGGUGUGGCACCGGCCGCAGAACUGCGACAUCAUUCCUCUGGCCAAGCUGCAGACCCUGAAGCAGAACACGGAGUCGCCGCGAGCCUCCACGGAGAACAGCCCCGGGAGGAGCAGUAAUGUCAGCAGGGAGGGCAGCACCAGCUCCUCCUUGGAGCAGGAGCUGGAGGGCAGCGAGAAGGCGCAGGACCAGACAAGGUCGAGCCGUCAGUCAGCUCAGUACGCGGUGGUGAAAGAAGAAACAGAAAGUUCCUCGCCUUCUGGAGUGUUUGAGAAAGAAUAUGACAUUUAUCGGGAUUACAAUGCAGAAGGUCAACUCCUCCACUACAGCCCGGUGCACGGUCACGCGGGGCCGAUCGCCGCCGCCGCCGGGGCCUCGUCGCGCAGCCCGCUGGCGCUUUCAGCCUCCCGGGUUUUCCGAGCUCUUGCCAGGUUCGAAGAAUUGUGCGGGGCGGCCGCGGCCUCGUUAAAACGUCAGUACGUGAGCCGGCGCCCCUAA
Molecule: messenger RNA, 685 nt
Organism: Struthio camelus australis
Lineage: Eukaryota; Metazoa; Chordata; Aves; Struthioniformes; Struthionidae
Source: RefSeq, a predicted model, not a curated record